Ustilago hordei is the source of this 927-nucleotide messenger RNA. RefSeq names its product putative PRO3 - delta 1-pyrroline-5-carboxylate reductase. Bases 1 to 927 code for a protein of 308 amino acids. The record is from RefSeq and is a predicted model, not a curated record. The transcript has a single exon. Gene Ontology annotation, biological process: L-proline biosynthetic process. Gene Ontology annotation, molecular function: pyrroline-5-carboxylate reductase activity. NCBI's taxonomy places the organism in Eukaryota, Fungi, Basidiomycota, Ustilaginomycetes, Ustilaginales, Ustilaginaceae.
AUGCCAGGAUACACAUUAGCAGUCAUCGGAUGCGGUACAAUGGGCGUAGCCAUCCUUUCGGGUGUGCUUGACUCGCAACGCUCCCAGCAAGCCCAAGCUGCCGCUUCAAUGGCAUCGUCCGUCUCCUCUUUGCACAAUUCUUCAGCAGGCGACGACCUCACCGAACUACCCAAUCGCUACAUCGCCACUGUCAACCGAGUUGAAUCGGUCCGUCGGCUUAAGAAGACCUUCGCUCAAUAUCCCGACAUCGAGAUCCACGCAGGCAAGAACGUCCAAGCAGCCCGUGAUGCCGACGUCAUCUUGCUCGGUUGCAAACCUCAAAUGGUCCAAGACAUUAUCACUGAAGAAGGAAUCAAAGAAGCGCUUGAUGGCAAACUCGUCAUUUCCAUCUGUGCCGGUCUUCGUAUCUCGCAGAUGACAGAAUGGGUCACUCCCAAGACAAAAGUCGUUCGAGCUAUGCCCAACACUCCGUGCAAGAUCAGGGAGGGAAUGACCAUCCUCACUCCUCUCUCGCCCAACCUGCCCAAUGCUAAGCUCGACCGCAGCAUCUUGCUUUCUAUCUUCAGCGCAGUGGGCAAAAGCAGGUUUUUGGACGAGAAGCAUUUCGAUGCAUGCACUGCGCUGGCCGGAUCGGGUCCAGCUUUCGCAUGCGUGUUCUUGGAAGCAAUGGCAGAUGGAGGUGUAAUGAUGGGUUUGCCGAGAACAGAAGCGUUGGAGCUGGCAGCGCAGACAAUGCAGGGAGCUGCAAGGAUGGUUAUGCAGAGUGGAAUGCAUCCUGCUGCUAUCAAGGAUUCGGUCACUACUCCUGGUGGAUGCACGAUUGCUGGUCUGCUCAACUUGGAGGAUGGCAAGGUUCGAAGCACGGUGGCGAGAACGAUCCAGGCUGCUGCUGAACAUGCUAGUGGUCUUGGGCAGACGGAGAAAUGA